Molecule: messenger RNA, 1632 nt
Organism: Cladophialophora yegresii CBS 114405
Lineage: Eukaryota; Fungi; Ascomycota; Eurotiomycetes; Chaetothyriales; Herpotrichiellaceae
Exons: 6
Coding region: 1-1632 (543 amino acids)
Molecular function (GO): heme binding; iron ion binding; oxidoreductase activity, acting on paired donors, with incorporation or reduction of molecular oxygen
Source: RefSeq, a predicted model, not a curated record
AUGGACGGGCUCCUCAAGCAGUCGCCAUCAAGUCUGAACGUCUCCAUGAGUGUAGCGGUCGCAUAUGGUGCAUUGGCUCUGUGCCUCGCACUUGCAGGGCUCUGCUGGACAUACCGCAACAGAGGCUUCUGGACGUCGCGGUCUGCCAACUCAGCAUGGAUUGGUGGACCCGAGGGGAAAGCCUUCAUAGGCAAUCUUCGCGAGCUUCAAACCAACGGCGCGGCCAGCUGCAAAGCCUGGUACUCCCUGUAUGAGCGCUACGGGCCUGCUUACGAGAUGACAAUUCCCUUCUUCCGCCUGCAUGUCAUCAACCAUCCCGUCUAUCUCGAGCACAUCCAGAAGCACAACAGCAAGAACUACAUACGCGGCGCAUUCACGCGUAACGUCUUUGGCGAACUUCACAGACGGGGCAUAUUCGUCGCGGAUGGCGCCGAAUGGCACGUACAGCGCAAGGCAGCGACACGGGCGUUCAGCAAGCGGAACUUUGAAACCCACAUCACGCGGUCCCUGCAUCACUGGCUUGACGUCCUGAUGCGCCUGUUGUCAAAUCUGGCCAGGGAGCAGAAGACGUUUGACCUGCAGAGCUUGAUGAGUCGGUUCAUGUUCUGUCUCUUCCUCGGGAUCGCGUUCCACGAGGACGAGCUCGCGCUGGCCGUCAUGUCCGCGGAUCCGAAGAGUCUCGAGACCACGCCGGAGUACGUCGAAGCGUUGGAUCGGGCUCUGUACCUGUUUGACCGACGCAGACGUUACCCUCUCUGGAGACUUACCGAGAAGUUAUCUGGUGAGGACAAGACCAGCAAGAGAGCCGCAGCACUCUUCUACGCACAAAUCGAUGGUCUUAUCAAGAAGCGGCUUGACAUGAUCAAGAAUGGCUAUAAGCCCAGCCCAGAUGACGGCGUGGACCUUCUAGACCUCUUCAUGCAAUCGACAGACGAUCCACACACAUUAGGUGGCAUGGUGUUUGGAAUCCUCGUAGCUGGUCGCGACACAACCGCGUAUAGCAUCUCAUGGCUCAUGAAGGAAAUCCACCACCAGGAUAACAAGCAUCUAGACGCUGCGCAGAAGAUCCGAGCCGAAGCCAAGGAGCUGGGCUUCACCACUGGUUAUCUCGGCUAUGGUGACACGCCUAAAAUGCGAUUUGCCAACGCAAUGUGGCACGAGACCGCGCGCCUGAACACCGUCUCCCCAGCCGGCCAAAUGGAGGCAGCGGAAGAUGACGUCCUCCCUGCGGUGCCCGAUCUCAAUAUGCGUCCUCGUCGCAUCAAGAAGGGCGACGUUGUUAGUUAUCAGAACUACGUCCUCUCCCGGAUGCCUGAGGUCUGGGGAGAAGACGCCACUGUCUUCAACCCGUACCGAUGGUUCACAGAGAAUGGAGAGAGCCUAUCCUAUAGCCCAUUCAGUAAGCCCAGACUCGUCCCUCAGAGGAGGAAGACUAUGACUUGGAAGAAACUCACCCUGGAGUGUCCAGAAUACCAUUCAUGGAAUGCCGGGCCACGUAGCUGUCUUGGGCGCGCGCUCGCCACCUACGAGGGCAUCGCGACCAGUACUGCCAUUCUACAGCGAUUCGAUAUCAGCUUGGCAGACGACAGCAGGGUGUAUGAACCGCUUGCUGCCAUGAACAUGGUGCGCUAG